GGGAGGACGUCCGGCGGGCUGGGCGCGCGGAGGAGCGGGGCUGACGGCCACGGUUAGUUCUAACCCCGGCUCCAAGAGUCCUAAGCUCCGCGUUCCCUCCCUGGAGCCUCUAGGUGAUAGCUACUGCAGGUUAACCAGGUCCCAAAGGCCAGUUGUCCUUAAACCCCCGUUAGGCCGUCUCUCCCGGAGCCAGUUUCAACUAGUCAUGCGUCCCAGAGGGACGGAGUAGAGGAAACCUUCCGAGCUUGUCCAAACCUUGCCCCGAGGACCCGGGGUUGGCUCCUCCUCUUCCUUCCCCAUAUCUCCUGUUCUCCAUUGUAACUUUUAAAAAUUGGAGCGAAAAUGGUUUGGGCGGUGCUAAAGAGGCGUGGAAAAGGGUGAACCAAUGCUCAAGGCGGAAACUGUGGGGUUUCCCCCUACAUCCUAGGCUUUUAAAGAGGAACCGAGAGGAUGUGUAAGCCUACAGAGUAGCCCCAGAGAAGAAGCGCUCUUUUGGGGUUGCUGCUCAUCAGGCAUCAAGCACAGGACUGCAUAGGGGACCGGACUUCCUAGGUUUUGGAGAUGAAUGGGUUAAGGUGGCCUUUAGAAUGAAUGAACAGCAACCAGACACUGGCGUAGAAGAGUAGCUUUGAAUGAAGUAUUCUUAGUCUCAAACAUGUUUUGGAACUAGAAACUUUAGCAGCUACUGCACAGAUUAAUCCAGUGUGCAGUGCCUCCUGCAACAGUGGACUCUGAUGAGCCACAUACCCAGUUUUUAAUCCACUUCUUCCGUUUAUACUCUAGACAAGUUAUUUUACUUCUCUAGUCUUCGUUCAGCUUUCCUGUAUAGAUGUUAAUGAUGUAAAUAUUGCUCUCUUAGAAAACAUACUCAGGCUGCAACACUAGCCUGAAGCCUUUCCUCUUUACCUUGUCUGUUGCCUGCCCCCACCCCUUUGUCUGUCUUCUGUAUUGCCUUUGGGUUCCCUGGUGGCCAUUCAGAGGCAUAAACAAUUCUGUUUUUAUGUUCUAGGUCAGUUUGCUUCCCAAACAUCUGAAAACUGUUUUUCAGUUUUUAGCCGUGUAAUAUCAUCUCUGCCUGGAACAUGGUGAACUUGGAUGAAUUUCCUCUGCUCACAACCAAACGAGUGUUCUGGAAGGGAGUUUUGGAGGAGUUGCUGUGGUUUAUCAAGGGUUCCACAAAUGCUAAAGAACUGUCCUCCAAGGGAGUGAGAAUAUGGGAUGCCAAUGGGUCCCGAGAUUUUUUGGACAGCCUGGGAUUCUCUGCACGACAGGAAGGGGACCUGGGCCCAGUUUAUGGUUUCCAGUGGAGACAUUUUGGAGCAGACUACAAAGAUAUGGAUUCAGAUUAUUCGGGUCAAGGAGUAGACCAGCUGCAAAAAGUGAUUGACACCAUCAAAACCAACCCUGAUGACAGAAGAAUCAUCAUGUGUGCCUGGAACCCAAAAGAUCUUCCCCUGAUGGCACUGCCUCCUUGCCAUGCCCUCUGUCAAUUCUAUGUGGUAAAUGGGGAGCUGUCUUGCCAACUUUACCAGAGGUCAGGAGAUAUGGGCCUGGGCGUGCCCUUCAACAUUGCCAGCUAUGCCCUGCUUACCUACAUGAUUGCACACAUCACAGGUCUGAAGCCAGGUGAUUUUGUCCAUACUUUGGGAGAUGCGCAUAUUUAUCUGAAUCAUAUAGAGCCACUGAAAAUUCAGCUUCAGCGAGAACCAAGACCUUUCCCAAAGCUCAAAAUUCUUCGAAAAGUUGAGUCAAUUGAUGAUUUCAAAGUUGAAGACUUUCAGAUUGAAGGUUAUAACCCACAUCCAACGAUUAAAAUGGAAAUGGCUGUUUAGAGCUCUUUCAAAGAUGGCUGUGAAUACCACCAGACUUUAGGGUUUGAGCCUGAUGCUCAGCGUAAAGUUUUUCUCUAAAGGAAAAUAACUAGAACAAAACUCUGACAGUGUUCUAUCUGUAACUGUCAUCAAUGUCUAAAGCAUCACUGCCUUUCCUUUGGUAUUCACAGAGGUACAUAAAAAGCUGAGAUCAUAUACUCAGCAAAAACAAUCAGGCAUUUAUAUAUGUCUAUAUGAAGAAGGCUGAAGAGGUUCAGAUUAUGUUAUUCCUCUAAACUUGAAGUAUGUUACAAUGUUUACUUAUAAAUGUUUUAUAUGAUGUAAUAAUAAAGAACUGUUUUGCACUUGUU
Molecule: messenger RNA, 2182 nt
Organism: Mesocricetus auratus (golden hamster)
Lineage: Eukaryota; Metazoa; Chordata; Mammalia; Rodentia; Cricetidae
Gene: Tyms
Product: thymidylate synthetase
Exons: 7
Coding region: 1083-1832 (249 amino acids)
Biological process (GO): dTMP biosynthetic process
Cellular component (GO): cytosol; mitochondrion
Molecular function (GO): thymidylate synthase activity
Source: RefSeq, a predicted model, not a curated record